AUGGCUAAGGACUCAGCUGCUCAGGAUGAGUUUGGCCAGGUCUUCCAGCCAAGAAGGGGGGGAUCUCUGGCGAGGGGAGGCCUGAUGGCGCCCCUGCGGAACCACUCGUCCAGAUGGCUGUGGGGUGGUUCCUCGGGAAGAGACCAUUUCAAGCCCAAGUCUUCAACGGCCUUCGAGGAGAACACGGAUAAGUUUGGGGUGUCCCCACUGAGUUUCACAUGCAGCUCUUCAUCACUCCCAGCAAACAAGAUCAGGUCACUCGCGGCAGCAGAGGGACGCAGAUCAGGCUGCGUGAAGAGGCGGGGAAUCCCUCUGGGUGGAGAAAGUGAGGAACUAGCAGCGCCAAGGGCAGACGCGGAUCGUACCAACGAGAGCGUCGUCAUCGGCAGGCCGCGCGGGAUCGGCCUGCACAGAGUGGGCCGGGCCUCUGGAUGUCACUCUGACCCCCGUAAUCCCCGCCAAGCAACGACAGGUGGAAAUGAUGCGCUCUCUCUCUCUCUCUCUCUCUCUCUCUCUCAGGUGUCGGAGAUGAUGAACAGAAUGGAGUCUGCUGCUGCUGGUCUGAGUGUCUCGGUGGGUCACCCGUCGUUCUCUCAGCCGCUGCCGCCCUCGUCUCUCCAGCGCUUCCUGCGAGCCGGACCCAUCCCCGGCCUCGUGCUGGCAGACCAUCAGAAAUCCUUCAGCAACAGAUACUACGAGAGCAUGUACGAUGACGCAGAGAACCUGAACGUCACGUAUCCGCCCGGCCUGACUCCAGACGAGCAGCUGGUGUACGAGACGGACGCGGCCAAGUCUCUGGCAGAAGUGGCCACACUCGUCGCUCGCUCGCUUUACUUACAGGCAGGAGGAGAGAACAACAGCCUGAGCAACAUCACCGCUGACCCCAAGACCGUGAGUCACAUGACCAACACACACACACGGUCACAUUUCCCAGUCCUCCUCAGUGCUCUACAUCGUGUCUCCAGUCCUCGCAUCCACGGCCCGGUCCACAGCGUCACGCGCUUCGUUCAGUACAUCCUGGCCAAUCUGACGGGAACCGUCACCAACCUCACGGAGAGCCUGUGUUGCCAGAACCCCUCGUGUGUCGGUGUCUCAGCAAAAAAUUUGUUCUCGUAUUUCUGGGUGUCGGGUCCGGCGUCGGUCAACAGCACCAGAGAGCCGUUCUGCGUCCGAGCGUCCGUGCGUCUCUCCAAAGCCGUCUCUCCUGCCUUCGAGCUUCUGGAGUACGGCUCUCGAAAUUAUUCCACAUGGACCGAGUCCCGCUGGAAGAGCAUCCGAGCGCGCAUCUUUCUGGUGGCCAGCAGAGAACUGGAGAUGUUAACACUAGGGGUGGGCGUGGCCGUGCUGCUGCUGUCUCUGCUGGUGACCUACUUCAUCAGCUCGAAGGCGGAGCUUCUGUUUAGCUCCGCCCGUGACACGCCCACAACAGCCUACUGAACAAAACCAGAGUCCAGAAUCUCCAGCCGCUCUUUUCCCUCCAGCACACAAACACACUUCAGUUCACGAGUAAUUUAUUUAAAGAUGACCGGACUCUUGUGGUUUUAGCUGGGCUGGACUCUCCUGGAAAGUUGUUCAUAUUUUUUAUCAUCUUUUUAUAUAAUUCCAGAUGUGUUUUUCUGAUCAUGACAUGGACGGGCACAAAACUAAACUGAUUUUAAGUGUUUAAAGAUGAGAAUAAGUGUGUGAUUGAGUGUUAAUGUGUGUGUGUGAGAAUGUGCAAUAGCUUAUUAGGUUUAGUUGAACUUCAUCUCGAUGUGAAUCUUUUUAUUUGGGAAUGUAGCACUGUCUGUUCAGUCGUAGCUGAGCAGGACGAGUCGAUUCGCUGACGAAACUCCAGACACAGACUGACCUCAAUGAAUCGCUCAUCAUGUUUCCACUGAAGACGUGGAGCUUUAAACAAGAAAAUUAACUCUUCGUUUGUUUAUUAACUCCAGUUGAAUGAAAGCUGUUUGAUUAAUGAUGUCAUUAUUUUCCUCUGAGAAACUGAUGCCUUGUGAACCUGAAUAAACAUGACUUUCUUUUCCA
Cyprinus carpio (common carp) is the source of this 2025-nucleotide messenger RNA. Its product is annotated as nicastrin-like. Bases 1 to 1437 code for a protein of 478 amino acids. NCBI's taxonomy places the organism in Eukaryota, Metazoa, Chordata, Actinopteri, Cypriniformes, Cyprinidae. The transcript is spliced from 11 exons. The record is from RefSeq and is a predicted model, not a curated record.